Molecule: messenger RNA, 1996 nt
Organism: Osmerus eperlanus (European smelt)
Lineage: Eukaryota; Metazoa; Chordata; Actinopteri; Osmeriformes; Osmeridae
Gene: uck2a
Product: uridine-cytidine kinase 2a
Exons: 7
Coding region: 306-1094 (262 amino acids)
Cellular component (GO): cytoplasm
Molecular function (GO): ATP binding; ribosylnicotinamide kinase activity
Source: RefSeq, a predicted model, not a curated record
GAUGAGACAUGAAAAAGAAUAGCCUAUAAGAAUGGAAAGAAAAUAGGCUACAGCCUAUGCGUUUUCUUAACAUUUGUCUACACGUCGGCCUAUACACAGCUACAAUUUGACCAUAUCUUUAAACCCUUUACUCAAAACAUUCUUAAAUGUAAAACGAUAUUCAAGUAGUUUAUCUAUAAUUGACGUUCACGAUGUAGGCCUCACUGUCUAGUCGAACAGCAAAUAAUAAGCACCGCUGUUGGUAGGAGGCGGAGCGCAAUUUGAGUAAAACCACCCACGAGCGUCCAAAUGCUUUUAGUGCAAGCAUGGCAGGCGACAUUGAGACAAGGCUGGACAGCCACGCCGAAAACGAGAAUGUCAACUGGCAUCCUUUUCUGAUCGGGGUUGCCGGAGGGACUGCCAGCGGCAAGUCUUCAGUCUGCAGUAAGAUCAUGGAGCUGCUUGGUCAGAACAAGAUUGACCAUCACCAACGCCAGGUGGCCAUUCUCAGUCAAGACAGUUUCUACAAGGUAUUGAUGCCAGAGCAGAAAUCCAAGGCUCUCAAGGGCCAGUUCAACUUUGACCACCCAGAUGCGUUUGAUAACGAGCUUAUUGUCAGGACCCUAUGGGGCAUCAUAGAGGGCAAAACGGUGCAGAUCCCUGUGUAUGACUUUGUCACCCAUUCCAGGAAAGAGGAGACGGUGACGGUGUACCCUGCAGACGUGGUGCUGUUCGAGGGAAUCCUAAUGUUCUACUCCCAGGAGAUCCGGGAUCUCUUCCAUAUGAAGCUGUUUGUGGAUACGGAUGCAGACACGCGGCUCUCACGCAGAGUGCUCCGUGACAUCAGUGAACGAGGAAGGGACCUGGAGCAAGUCCUGGCGCAAUACAUAACUUUUGUCAAGCCUGCCUUUGAGGAGUUCUGCUUGCCAACAAAGAAGUAUGCUGAUGUUAUCAUUCCGAGAGGAGCUGAUAAUCUGGUUGCCAUAAAUCUUAUAGUUCAGCACAUCCAAGACAUUCUAAAUGGAGGUUUGACCAAGCGGCAGAAUGGUUGCCUCAAUGGGCACAGUACACCUAGAAAACGGCAGGCGUCUGAGUCCAGCAGUCGGCCACACUGACUUCAUUGCCUCUCUCGUAGUGCCAGGGACAACUGGAUGGAUGGAUGAAUGGAGGGAAGUGCUUUUCUGUACAUACUAACUUUCCACACCUUGUCCAGAAACAACUGAAUAUUUCUCCUUAUUCCAUAAGGCCUAUUCCUUGAUACUUUGCAUAUUUUUACUGAAGAAAGAAAUGCAGGGUGUUAGGAGUAGGAUUUAUUCCUUGUUUUGAAACUUUGAAACUAUGUCAAAGUUGUGAAUCUGAGUAGUUAGCUAUUUUCUUUGGAUGUCUGCUCACUAUUUUGUUUGUUGUCAGAAUAGAGGAACAGGGUGAAUUGUGAGUGUUGUUUUUUCUAAGAGUUCAACUUUAAGCAACUAUCAGUUUUAGUCAAAGGUGUGUGCUGUUUGUGGGAAAGUAACAAAUGUGAUCCUUUUAGUAUUUCCCAUCAACAGCAGCUGAGAAUAUAUACACUCGGAGUGAUUGCCGAUAAAUAAUGGCUUGUUAAUUUUGCAGAACCUCUUGUAUUCUGUAUUAUAAGCCUUGAAUGCAGGGUAGUGCUGUUGUGGCAUGUUCUUAUUUAUGCAUUUUCUCAGGCCUUAUUCAGGUUAACUGCCUUGCUGACAAAUCCUAGAAACAAUGCAACUUUGCGUUUUACACGGAUAUAAACUAAACUACUUGACUUUAUGAAUCAAAGCAGUUUGGUUUUGAUCCUAAUGUAUUAAUGGUGCCGAUGUUGCUCUUGAAGAGUUUGUACAAUCUCUCUAUGUGCUGCCACUACACAGUUUGUUCUAAAUGUUAUAAUUUGUCCAGCUACACCAACACUGAAAAACGUUCAUCCAUUUUGUUGAACAAUCCUUGUGCCGAGUGGUGUUUUUUCUAGGGACAACCCCACCAAAGAAUAAAUAAGUCCUAUCACAUUGAA